Messenger RNA from Plectropomus leopardus (leopard coralgrouper), 3425 nucleotides. RefSeq names its product guanine nucleotide binding protein (G protein), alpha activating activity polypeptide O, b (gene gnao1b). NCBI's taxonomy places the organism in Eukaryota, Metazoa, Chordata, Actinopteri, Perciformes, Serranidae. The record is from RefSeq and is a predicted model, not a curated record. Gene Ontology annotation, cellular component: heterotrimeric G-protein complex; cytoplasm. Gene Ontology annotation, biological process: adenylate cyclase-modulating G protein-coupled receptor signaling pathway; G protein-coupled dopamine receptor signaling pathway. Gene Ontology annotation, molecular function: GTPase activity; G protein-coupled serotonin receptor binding; mu-type opioid receptor binding.
UAACAAUAAUGGAAUUUGACUGCAUCUAUGUAGCCUAGUUGUUGUAGAUCGAGUAAUUAUAUGCAAAUGAACAGGAUGUUUUUAAUUUACUGCAAAGCUUCCACAAUUAAUUAGCCCACUUUAAUUGUAUGUAGAUUAUUUUUAAGGGAAAAACACAGUUUACAUUGUACUCCUUGAACACAUCCAUGCAUGUGUGUGUUUCAGCCUGGUUAUGUCGUCAAACGUCAGUGAAAUCCUUGUGGAAUUGUAGAAAAUCAGUGUUUGGGCGUUUUAAUUUCAACAACAGCACAUUUCCCACUAAUACCAGGAGACAAGAGGGCAACAGUUGCCAUUUAAACGGCUCUUUCAUUUGAAUAAUCUUUCAUAGGACGUGAUUAAAGCUCGGCUGCUCUGACGUAAGCGAGAUUGUCGGCGUUAGGUGAGUCUCGGUCUCGCGCUGCCUCCCUCCUCUUCCUCUCGCGCCCCUCCUGCUCGAGCUUCGUGAAAAGAUACGAUGAAAUCGCUCGCGCUCGCUGUCAUCAUCGUCAGCGCCGCCCUGUAGAGAGAGAGAGCUCGAGGCCCCCUCCUCCCCUCCCCACCUAACAACAACCCCAACCCCGCAGGCUCGAGCACAACGACCCCACCCCCCAACCCCCUCUGAGAGGAGACGGAGCGAGAGAGGCGCAUACGGAGUCACGGAGAAAAGACGGUUUCGGCAUCCCGGCUCUGUUUUGCCCUCAAUCCGGGCCUAAUGCUGUAGCAGACCGCGCGGGAGGAGAGCUCGAGCGAGAGACAACGCAGUGAUUGAGAGUCGGUGAGGGACAGGGCGGACCGGAGAGACGACGGGAUUGUUCAUUCGCCUGGAAACAUGGGAUGUACACUGAGCGCCGAGGAGCGCGCCGCUCUGGACCGGAGCAAGGCCAUCGAGAAAAACCUGAAGGAGGACGGGAUGGUCGCCGCCAAGGACGUCAAGCUGCUCCUGCUCGGCGGCGGAGAGUCCGGUAAAAGCACCAUCGUCAAACAGAUGAAGAUUAUCCAUGAAGAUGGCUUUUCUGGGGAUGAUGUGAAGCAGUAUAAGCCUGUGGUCUACAGCAACACCAUCCAGAGCUUGGCAGCCAUCCUCCGAGCCAUGGACUCGCUCGGCAUCGAGUUUGGAGACAAAGAUAGAAAAGCGGAUGCUAAGCUGGUUUGUGAUGUGGUCAGUCGUAUGGAGGACACAGAGCCGUACUCUGCAGAACUUCUUGUUGCUAUGAAGCGUGUAUGGGCCGAUGCUGGGACUCAGGAGUGCUUCAGCCGUGCCCGGGAAUACCAACUCAACGACUCUGCUCAAUACUACCUGGACAGUCUAGACCGGAUCGGGGCAGCAGACUACCAGCCCACAGAGCAGGAUAUCCUGAGAACCCGAGUGAAGACCACCGGGAUCGUCGAAACCCACUUCACCUUCAAAAACCUCCAUUUCAGGCUGUUUGAUGUCGGAGGUCAAAGGUCAGAGAGGAAGAAGUGGAUUCACUGCUUUGAAGAUGUGACAGCCAUUAUCUUCUGCGUUGCGCUGAGUGGAUACGACCAGGUGCUCCAUGAAGAUGAAACGACUAACCGCAUGCAUGAGUCUCUCAUGCUCUUUGACUCCAUCUGUAACAACAAGUUCUUCAUCGACACCUCCAUCAUCCUCUUCCUCAACAAGAAGGAUCUGUUCGGUGAGAAGAUCAAGAAGUCACCGCUGACGAUCUGUUUUCCAGAAUACACAGGUGCUAAUACUUACGACGAUGCUACUGCAUAUAUUCAGGUUCAGUUUGAAAGUAAGAACCGCUCUCCCAAUAAAGAGAUCUACUGUCACCUGACCUGUGCCACAGACACGGGAAACAUCCAGGUAGUGUUUGAUGCCGUCACUGACAUCAUUAUUGCAAACAACCUUAGAGGGUGUGGCUUAUACUGAGGCCUGGCCAAGCACAGAGGUUGUCAUGGAGAGUAUGAGGUGUUAAUAAUGAUAAUUUUGAUGAUACUUAAACACAUAAAUAUGUAAUUCUACACGUCCAAAUGGACCCAAAGAGCUGCCGUCAGACACCACACUGGAUUAUUGCCAUGAUUUGUUCUCUUCCUCUCAUUUUGAUUUAAGUAUACAACCCCAGUUUUGUCCUUUAAAAAAAUGUGUUUUUGAGCUGACUGUUUCACAUUUUCGUUGAUAACUGUGUCGACAACUGGGAGGGUCAGAAGAGGCAGCACCAGGGUUGUAUUCAGCCGGAGCCUUGUUUUGCAAAACACAGAAAUGCAACGCGAGGAGUGUGCAAUGUCAUUUUUAACCACAGCGUGGACUAUAGUCCCAUUCUUUAUGUGACGUUUUUAAUGUGCAAGUCUCGAGGCAUUUAUAUCUGUACUGAAUAUAGCCUGUUGUGCUCCGUUUGAAGAACAGCUGCAUGUGUGUGUGUGAAGGUGGAGAUGACGAUGAUGUUGAGGAGGUGCUGUACUCGUGGCUGGGGGUCAUGGUUGGGAAGGAGGCUAUUUUAACUUUCAGAAAGGACAAAGCUCCACUCUCCUUCAGACCCACACAUGACUGAGAGCCUGCAGGUCAUUUCCACUCUCUGUUUUCUCUUUUACUUUCAAACAUUAUGAAAGAGAGGGUUCUUCUGUUCAGAGUGGCUGCCCAUUUCCAUUGGCCUCCUGUAGUGUGAGGAAAUGCCUAUCAGCCAAUGAUAUAUCAGAAAAAAAAGUCAUAUCGGUGCCAACCAUCUAAGAGGGACGGAUUAGGAUCAGAAACCAUAGAUCAUGCUCAUUCUAUCAAACAUAUAUUAUUUAACAGAUUAAUAUCAUCGAAUGAUUUAUUUAUUUAAGCCUCAUGCCCUACAUGCCUCCUCCUACCUCCUGAAAUCCCGUGCCACAUAUUUAUUUCCUGACAUGAAAAACUGGGGUACACCGACACCUGUCUGCGGUUCAGAGGGUAGAAAGCAGCCCUCCAAUGACACAUUGUUCUCUGUGUGGUGCUUUACCCUUCGAUGUGAAUCUGUGUAGAAGUAGAAGACUGCACGAGGAGAACAAUAUCAUUCGAGGCAGCCUCUGUCUGGGGAGCUGUGGGUUUUUUGCGACCCUCUUCUCCCCCGAUCAGUAAACAGGGAACCAUUAUCCCUCCGUCUGUCACGUUUCUCUUCUCACAGAGAAAAAGUACAGCUCUCCAUUCUCACCUGUGCACCCAGAAAUUCAUCUUCCCAUCCCUGUAUACUCUUAUCUAUCACAUAUCAAUCCCCAUAUCCUAUCUCCAUUUUCACCUUAAAAGCACCGUACUGUAUAUAUAUUAUGAUUAUACCAGAUUUUUUUUUUACUGUGAAUGUUUUUGUGCUGCACCCCAUCCUAUUUGGUAGUUUAUUGGUUGCUCUCAUGUGGAAUGUUUGUGCUGAGCCAAUCGAAUGUUGUGUUUACAUUAAAGCCACACUUUUCCUAACUACUCCUGCGGUUUG